Messenger RNA from Arabidopsis arenosa, 3410 nucleotides. The record is from the annotation of a GenBank genome assembly. NCBI's taxonomy places the organism in Eukaryota, Viridiplantae, Streptophyta, Magnoliopsida, Brassicales, Brassicaceae.
ACUGUCUAAAACCAGAGCUUCACGAAAUGGAAAGGUAUAAACUAAUGAUCGCGAGAAAAACUCGAAAUCAAUCCAAAUCUUUCAAGUUUCAUGAUCUUGUAGAGAAAUUACAAUCCAUUGAGAUGAAGAUUCGAGCCUGUUAUCAUAAGUACAUAGGGUUUAACGGAGAGACUCUGUUAUGGAUAAUGGCGGUAGAUUCGUCGUUCUUGAUCGAGUUUCUUAAGAUUUACAGUUUUAGAAAGGUGGAGACUUUGAUUAAUAGAGUUGGGCAUAACGAGAUUCUUAGAGAUAUAAUGAUGAUCGAGAACCAAAUCCCACUUUUCGUUUUGAGGAAAACACUUGAGUUUCAGCUAGAAUCGACUGAAUCAGCUGAUGAUCUGUUGGUCUCUGUUCUUACGGGACUAUGCAGAGAUCUCUCUCCUCUCGUUAUCAAAUUCGACGAUGAUGAGAUUCUGAAGGCUCAGUUUCAUGAGUGUAAUCAUAUCUUAGACUUCUUGUAUCAGAUGAUCGUUCCGAGGAUCGAAGAAGAAGAGCUAGAAGAAGAAGAAGACGAAGAAAACAGAGCAGACGACAAUGGCGGAAACAGAGCAAUUAGGUUUCUGGAAGAGAUUAAGUAUCAAUUCAAAAGGGUUUUCGCAUCUCGACCUGCGGAUUUAAUCUUGAGAUUCCCGUGGAGAAUCAUAUCGAAUCUUCCUGGAUUCAUGGCACUGAAACUUUCAGCUGAUUAUCUCUUCACAAGACAAGAAAACGAAGCAACAACAACGAGACGAGAAUCAUCAUCAUCGGUUUCGAUUCCCGAUAUCGAAAAGCCUCCUCUUGUGGAAGAACUUACAAUCCCAUCAGUCUCUGAUCUCCACAAAGCCGGAGUUAGAUUCAAACCAACAACACACGGUAACAUUUCAACGGUAACAUUCGAUUCAAACUCUGGUCAAUUUCACCUCCCUGUAAUAAACCUAGACAUCAACACAGAAACCGUUCUUAGAAACCUCGUCGCUUACGAAGCUUCAAACACUUCAGGACCAUUAGUAUUCACUCGUUACACAGAGCUAAUAAACGGAAUAAUUGAUUCGGAAGAAGACGUUAGGUUGCUUAGAGAACAAGGCGUCCUUGUGAGCCGUCUCAAGAGUGACCAAGAAGCUGCAGAGAUGUGGAAUGGUAUGAGCAAAUCUGUGAGGUUGACCAAAGUUGGUUUUUUGGAUAAGACUAUUGAGGAUGUUAACCGAUAUUAUACCGGACGGUGGAAAGUGAAGAUUGGAAGAUUGGUUGAGGUUUACGUUUAUGGUUCUUGGCAGAUUCUUGCUUUUUUGGCGGCGGUUUUGUUGUUGAUGUUGGUUUCGUUGCAAUUGUUUUCUUUGGUGUUUAGCUCCUUCCUUCGAUCGCAAAAUGCGUCUCGGAAUCUCGCCGUUACUCGAAUCUCGAAGAAGAAGACCCAGAUGACUCCAUCGCUAACCUCUCUUUCGAGAUUUUCAUAUCUCGAGUCGUCUGGAAAUGCUUAUGCCCGAAACAUCAGGUUCUUCUCCGCGAGCCCUCCUACGGAAGAGAACCCAGUUUCUUUACCGACGGAUGAGAUCCCAAUCUCGUCAGCCGCAGAGCUUACCCUUGAAGAAUCGGUUGCUUCCGCUUUGGGGUUCUCAGAAAGUGGCGAUUUUGGUGUAAAUGGAGGUACUUCCAUGGAAGCCGUUGGUGGUGUUGCUGAAUAUGGAGAUUCAGAGAUUGUUGCAAUUGAAAACGAGGUUAGCGAGGUGUACCAAUUUGAUGACGAAAAGUUGGAAUCUGUACUGUGUUUGUUACGGAGUGAUGAAGAGUCCUUGGAGUUUGGUCUUAAUGCGCUUAAUGUUGAUUUACAUUUAGAUUUUGUGGUAAGAGUGUUUGAAUCCCCAGGAAUUUCCGGUAAGAAUUUGAUUAGGUUUUUAAAGUGGGCAACUUUGAACGAAGAGAUUACUGUUACAACCUCACUUGUAGAAUCUCUUCUUGUAGCAAUUGCUGGUGAUACACGUCGAAUGGAUGCUUAUGGUUUGUGGGAUUUGGUUAAGGAGAUUGGUGAGAAGGAGAAUACUAGUGUUUUGAAUUUGGAAAUAUUGAAUGAAUUGAUUGCCUUGUUUGGGAAACUUGGUAAAUCCAAAGCUGCUUUUGAUGUGUUUAGUAAAACCCAAGAGUUUGGUUUUACUCCGAAUGCGAAAACAUAUUAUUUGACACUGGAGGCUCUUUGUAAGCGGUCGUUUAUGGAUUGGGCAUGUUCUGUAUGUGAGAAAAUGCUUAAGAGUGGUGUGUUACCAGAGGGAGAACAGAUGGGUAACAUCAUAACUUGGUUUUCUAAGGAAGGGAAGGCCGAAGAGGCUUAUUCGGUUUACGAAUUGGCAAAGACGAAAGAGAAAUCUCUGCCUCCUAGAUCUGUGGCUACUCUGAUAAGUGCUCUCUGCAAGAAUGAUGGGACUAUCACGUUUGCUCAGGAGAUGUUGAGUGAUUUAUCUGGAGAAGCUAGGCGACGUGGGAUAAAACCAUUUUCUGAUGUUAUCCAUAGUUUAUGCAGGAUGAGAAAUGUUAAAGACGCUAAAGCUUUGCUUUUGGAUAUGAUUUCUAAAGGGCCUGCUCCUGGGAAUGCGGUUUUUAAUUUGAUUGUCCAUGCUUGUUCGAAAACUGGAGAUCUGGAUGAAGCAAAAGAGGUUUUAAAGUUGAUGGAGAGUAGAGGUUUGAAACCAGAUGUGUACACCUACACUGUCAUCAUUAGUGGUUAUGCUAAAGGAGGGAUGAUGAAUGAAGCUCAAGAGAUUCUCGCAGAGGCGAAAAAGAAACAUAAGAAGCUUAGUCCUGUGACAUAUCACGCACUCAUCCGAGGCUAUUGCAAGAUUGAAGAAUAUGACGAAGCUCUGAAACUUUUGAAAGAAAUGGAUCGUUUCGGGGUGCAGCCUAAUGCUGAUGAGUACAAUAAGCUGAUACAGUCAUUUUGCCUCAAAGCUUUGGAUUGGGAAAAAGCAGAGAUGCUGUUUGAGGAGAUGAAGCAGAAAGGCUUGCACUUGAAUGCAAUUAGUCAGGGGCUUAUAAGGGCAGUUAAAGAGAUGGAAUCUGAAGCCAAGGUAACGGAAGAUGACAACUUACUUGCUGAAGCAUAGAAUUGGAUCCGAUAUUUAUCAUUGUUCUAACAAUGCUGCGGACUAGCUGUUGAAGAUGUUAUCUCUUGGUUUGAAAUAUCAGGAAAUACCUGGUUUGUUCUUUUGUUACUGGAAUUUUCUUUUGUAUUCUUCCAGCAUUUGCCAAUAAGCCUUCACUUGGGUUCAAUUUCUUUUAGCUUUUGUGAUUUAAGAAUCGAAUCAUUUUCCAUGGUCAUUGUUCGGUUUGCAUUUGAUUUUCUUUAAAAUGACAUGUUUUGAUUUUAGCUCAGUUGGGAAAAGUUAUAAACCAUUAGUGAUUCA